Molecule: messenger RNA, 945 nt
Organism: Styela clava
Lineage: Eukaryota; Metazoa; Chordata; Ascidiacea; Stolidobranchia; Styelidae
Source: RefSeq, a predicted model, not a curated record
AUGUCGGAGGAGUUGCAUGAAACACUAGAUGCUGUUAUAAAAUCCGUUAACUACAUUAAGGCAAGACCUCUCAAUCAACGUCUGUUUUCUUCUUUGUCACAGGAAAUGGGCUCCGAGCAUUCUUCAUUGUUAUUAUAUUCAGAAGUGCGAUUGUUGUCACGAGGUCGAGUUCUAAAUAGAGUUGUUGAACUGCAACAAGAGAUAAUCACUUUUUUAACGAAACAGAAACAAAUAUCUUUAGCUGAAAAAUUCAGCCAAGAAAAUUUUAUAGCAAACGUGACGUAUUUAGCGGAUAUAUUUGCCUCGUUGAAUUCGCUCAAUCAAGCCAUGCAAGGUCCCGGAUUCACUGUCAUCGAUCACAAAGCGAAAAUUACAGCUUAUUACAAGAAGUUGAAUUUGUGGAAAAGUUACGUGAUACGAAAUGAAUAUGAUAUGUUUCCCCUGCUGAAGGCAUAUAUUUUUGAAAGAAACGUCAAUAUGCGGGAUACCAUAUCUGAGCAACUUGCUAAAAGGCUUGAACAGUAUUACGAUAUCGCAAUAACGCCCACUAACAAGCAAGAUUGGAUGAUUAAUCCAUUUGCAAUUACAGAUUAUCCUGAGCUGCCCCUACGUGUUGUAGAGAAUCUCAUGGAUAUGACUGCUGAGCCAUCAAACCGACUUUCAUUUGCAUCAUUCAAGGAAACACAUUCAAAAUUAUCUGCAAACUUUUAUUUUUGGGCUUCAAUGUGUUCGGUUUAUCCGACUGUGUCAAAAUUUGUGAUAAAGGAGUUGAUUCCUUUUGCAACAACAUACCCCUGCGAAGCAGGAUUCAGUGCAUUGGCUGUACUUAAAACAAAACACAGAAAUAGGUCGAGUGUAGAAGAUGACAUGCGACUGUGCCUCAGUAACAUUACACCAAGGUUUCAAAAACUGACAAACGAUGUACAGGCGCAAUCUUCUCAUUAA